CGUAAUGCCCCGCCCCCUCGUUAGCUCAUCUUUGCGCGUCGCAGUCGCGCUGAGCCCGGCUUCCGACGUGCAGGCUGGCAGUGCAGUGAACUGUCUGGCCUUUUGCCCUUGAUCCUUGGUUAAGGAAAUGACCAACCAGUAUGGUAUUCUCUUCAAACAAGAGCAAGACUUUACUUUCCAUUCUAGCCCAUGAUGAUGCCAUUUGGUCAGUUGCUUGGGGGACAAACAAGAAGGAAAACUCUGAGACAGUGGUCACAGGCUCCCUGGAUGACCUGGUGAAGGUCUGGAAAUGGCGUGAUGAGAGGCUGGACCUACAGUGGAGUCUGGAGGGACAUCAGCUGGGAGUGGUGUCUGUGGACAUCAGCCACACCCUGCCCAUUGCUGCAUCCAGCUCUCUUGAUGCUCAUAUUCGUCUUUGGGACUUGGAAAAUGGCAAACAGAUAAAGUCCAUAGAUGCAGGACCUGUGGAUGCCUGGACUUUGGCCUUUUCUCCUGAUUCCCAGUAUCUGGCCACAGGAACUCAUGUCGGGAAAGUGAACAUUUUUGGUGUGGAAAGUGGGAAAAAGGAGUAUUCUUUGGACACAAGAGGAAAAUUCAUUCUUAGUAUUGCAUAUAGUCCUGAUGGGAAAUACCUAGCCAGUGGAGCCAUAGAUGGAAUCAUCAAUAUUUUUGAUAUUGCAACUGGAAAACUUCUGCAUACGCUGGAAGGCCAUGCCAUGCCCAUUCGCUCCUUGACCUUUUCCCCGGACUCCCAGCUCCUUGUCACUGCUUCAGAUGAUGGCUACAUCAAGAUCUAUGAUGUACAACAUGCCAAUUUGGCUGGCACGCUGAGCGGCCAUGCCUCCUGGGUGCUGAACGUUGCGUUCUGUCCUGAUGACACUCACUUUGUUUCCAGUUCGUCUGACAAAAGUGUAAAAGUUUGGGAUGUUGGAACCAGGACGUGUGUUCACACUUUCUUUGAUCACCAGGAUCAGGUCUGGGGAGUAAAAUACAAUGGAAAUGGUUCAAAAAUUGUGUCUGUUGGAGAUGACCAGGAAAUUCACAUCUAUGAUUGUCCAAUUUAAACAUCAAAGUCUCCAGGCUUAUGCUGCAAAGAGAAUGUACGGAUUGAUCAUGACAUUCCUUACCUUUUUAGGCUUGUUUAAAAGAAAUAUAGCAUUUAUUGUAGCAAAGACUUAAAUUUUGUAGAUACAAUAUAAAUCUUUUCAUGUUUUAUUGGGAAUGCUGUUCAUACUUUAACAUAAAGCUUUCUUAAUGCAAACA
Messenger RNA from Macaca mulatta (Rhesus monkey), 1263 nucleotides. RefSeq names its product SKI8 subunit of superkiller complex (gene SKIC8). NCBI's taxonomy places the organism in Eukaryota, Metazoa, Chordata, Mammalia, Primates, Cercopithecidae. The record is from RefSeq and is a predicted model, not a curated record. Gene Ontology annotation, cellular component: Cdc73/Paf1 complex. Gene Ontology annotation, molecular function: protein binding.